Molecule: messenger RNA, 892 nt
Organism: Salvia miltiorrhiza (redroot sage)
Lineage: Eukaryota; Viridiplantae; Streptophyta; Magnoliopsida; Lamiales; Lamiaceae
Product: protein DMP6
Biological process (GO): endomembrane system organization
Source: RefSeq, a predicted model, not a curated record
CUUCACCCAAGUCUCAAAUCCAGUUAAAGAAAAAACUGCAUUUCAUGAAAAAUGCAAACUACUCUUUCCAAAAGCGUGGUGUAAUUAAUCAAUCAAUCCGUGAUCAUGUUUGUUGCUUGCAAGGCAAAGCAAACUGGAUGGAUUUCCUUCCCUUCAACUCAUACUCAACUCAAUCAAUCCUCACCUAUAAAUUAAAUGCCAGUCCAGAAACAAAAGGAAGAAUUCAAUGGAGAUGAUCGAGGAGGAAGAUGAAGCGUUACUAACAAACAAGGGGCUACCAGAAGUAGAAAGAAACCUCAUCCAAGAAGCCAUCAGGCAGACGUUCCAGAGCACGGCGAGCCUAGCCAACCUCCUCCCGACCGGCUCGGCUCUCUGCUUCCAGCUGCUGGCGCCGAUAUUCACCAACCAAGGGGAGUGCGACGCGGCGGGGCGGGGCAUGACGGCGGCGCUGGUGGGGCUCUGCGCAUUCUCGUGCGUGCUGCUGUGCUUCACGGAUAGCAUCAAGGACCAGAAGGGGAGCGUCUGCUACGGAUUCGCCACCUUCAAUGGGAUCUGGAUUAUCGACGGAUCGGCGACGCUGCCGCCGGAAAUAGCGGCGAAGUAUAAGCUCAAGUUUAUCGACUUUGCGCAUGCGGUGAUGUCGAUGCUGGUGUUCGCGGCGGUCGCGCUGUUUGAUGAGAAUGUGGUGAAGUGCUUGUGGCCGGAGCCGUCCACGGGGACCAAGGAGGUGCUGACGGCGCUGCCGGUUGGGAUCGGAGUGGUGUGCAGUAUGCUUUUUCUGGUUUUUCCAACAAAACGCCAUGGUAUUGGCUUUCCGCUCACUGAUACUUGAAUAUAUUAAUGUUUCCCUUUUAGAAUUCCAAGCAAUAACAAAUAAGGGCUAGUAUUUUUU